Molecule: messenger RNA, 1148 nt
Organism: Chenopodium quinoa (quinoa)
Lineage: Eukaryota; Viridiplantae; Streptophyta; Magnoliopsida; Caryophyllales; Amaranthaceae
Product: classical arabinogalactan protein 9-like
Exons: 2
Coding region: 232-888 (218 amino acids)
Cellular component (GO): plasma membrane
Source: RefSeq, a predicted model, not a curated record
GUGCCAUGUGAUCAAGUGUUUUCAGCUGCACUCGAAUCUUCCUUACGCUACCCCCUCUUCCCCUCUCUCUUCUUUCCGUUUCUCAAAUCACUAUUUAUUAGCCUUCUCCUUCUUUACUUCUUCUCCGCCGCUCUCUCUUCACUCUCUCACUCUUAACAUUACUACUCUACUUUACUCUCUAUUAGUCUUGCUAGUUUUUUGGUCACCUAUUUUCGAGUUCGGUUUAAAGCAAUGGAUCUCAAGGCCACGCUAUUGCUUGGCCUCAUCUGCAUUACCAUUGCCGUCGCAACCGGUCAAUCACCCGCUGCAUCACCCACCCAAUCACCACCGGCUAACACCCAACCACCACCGGCUAACACCCAACCACCUCAAGCUAGCCAACCACCACCCGCCACUCAACCACCUCAAGCUAGCCAGCCUCCCCCAGCCACCCAACCACCUCAAGCUAGCCAGCCUCCUCAAGCUACCCAACCACCCACCAACGCACCACCACCAUCCACCACCCAAUCACCCCCACCAGUGGCUCAAGCCCCUCAGCAAUCCCCACCACCUGUGGCUACCCCACCACCAGCCACCCCACCACCAGUGGCUACCCCACCACCAGUGGCUACCCCACCACCAGCAGCCACCCCACCCGCUGUUACACCAGUGGCUGCACCGGCUAAGUCACCGGUUGCGGCUGCGCCAUCUCCAUUGCUUUCUUCCCCACCAUCUCCUCCUUCCGAAGCACCUGGCCCUAGUAUGGGAGGUGCUCAAUCUCCUGGACCUAGUUUGGGACCUGCCUCGUCCGAUACCGAUGAUCAGAGUGGAGUAGAAAAGAUGUGGUCCAUUUCAAAGUUGAUUGGAUGCUUGGUUUCUGGAUGUGCUAUCCUUGCCUUGCUAUUUUAAGAGAAUCAGCUGCUUUCGGUUUUUCCCUGGGAUAUGUUGUCGCGAUAUUAAUUUCAUUUAUGUAAUAUUGGAUGUCAUUUUGUACCCGCCCUCUUGUAUUUGGAUUUAUACAUUCGAUCAGAUGGAUUCAUUUUUUUAUUUUGUGAGAUUUUUGAGGGUUAGUUUAUCUUUCUGGGGUGAGACUUAUGUUGUAUGAGAUUGUAUUAGUAGUCGAUUUAGCUUAUUACUUAUAGUAAAUACUGCCUCUUCAUUCUUGUCUA